UACUUUGUAGCAUUUCAUUUCGUUCCUUAAAUAUUCUUCACUUACGUCCCUCAAAGUAAAGAACAGAAGAGAAGAAAACGCCCUACCUAAAACCCUAAUCUCUCAAAACCCUACAUAUGGCGUCGUCGUCGUUAAUUCGCCUCCGCCGCACCAUCAGAACACUCUCGGGCAUCUCCCACUCCUUGUCCGCGACUCAUGCGGCGUCGUUUUCCUCCCCCAUCCGGUGCGGCGUUUCAUGGAGUUUGCAGUCACCGAAGAAGGGUGUGGUUCAGUCCCGUUCAUUCAGGUCAAGCUCAAUUUCACUUCUAUCUUUUCGAUCCUCGCAGCGGCAGAACAACAUCCCCGAUGAGAUUGGUCCCGAUACCAUUCUCUUCGAGGGCUGCGAUUACAACCAUUGGCUCAUCGUCAUGGAAUUCAAAGACAACAACAAACCCUCUCCCGAAGACAUGGUUCGCGUUUACGAAGAGACUUGUGCCAAGGGUCUUAACAUCAGUUUGGAAGAGGCCAAGAAGAAAAUGUAUGCGUGCAGCACAACAACUUACAUAGGCUUUCAGGCAGUCAUGACUGAAGAAGAGUCCAAGAAAUUUGAAGGUCUUCCCGGAGUCGUCUUCGUGCUACCAGAUUCCUAUAUUGAUCCGGUGAACAAACAAUAUGGAGGAGAUCAGUACAUUAAUGGAACAAUUAUCCCUCGACCUCCACCAGUACAGUAUGGGAGGAAUCAGGGAAGACGAGACUGGAAUAAGAGUCCUGGUCAAUACAACCGGCAUGAGAAUCCAAUGCCAAGGCCUCAAGGGAAUCCCUCUUUCAAUAGUCAGGGACCCAUGCCGGGGGGUGGAAGGAACUAUGGGCCUUCACAAAAUUAUCCACCCCAACAGAACUAUGGUCAAGCAUCCCAGAAUUAUCCGCCCCAACAGAACUAUGCCCAAGCAUCGCAGAAUUAUCCACCCCAACAGAAUUAUGGCCAAGCAUCGCAGAAUUAUCCACCCCAACAGAAUUAUGGCCAAGCAUCACAGAAUUAUCCACCCCAACAGAACUAUGGCAUGACAUCACAAAAUUAUACACCCCAACAGAACUAUGGCCAAGCAUCGCCAAAUUAUCCACCCCAACAGAAGUAUGGUCAGGCACCACAAAAUUAUCCACCCCAACAGAACUUUGAUCAAGCACCACAGAAUUAUCCACAACAGCAAAGGUAUGGGCCAUCUUCACCACAAUAUGCACAGCAGCAGAGCUUUGGACCACCUGGUCAAGGAGAAAGAAGAAAUUAUAUGCCACAACAGAACUUUGGACGGCCGGGACAAGGGGAAAGAAGAGAUCCUGUGCCUAGGCAUGGUGCUUCAGAGGUGAGGGGUGAUACUUUUACCCCAUCAUAUGCGCAGGAUUUCAAACCAGCAUACAUGGAGGGAUUUGAACAGGCUGAGCUGGGGAACCAUCCUGCCAAAGAACAGGCAGGGUCACAACAAAGGUAUCCACCUUCUGGCCCAGGCUUUACUGGAGAGGGAAGAUAGUGAUAGUAAUUGAGUUAGUGGGCGGCUUGUAUUAAAGUACUAAUCACAUUCUAAGCUGAUUGUUUGCCCUUGCCAUUUGGUGGAACAUUGAUUUAUUGAGCUGUCGUUGUGUAUCCAUCAAUUUUUAGUUGCACUGUUCUGUGACAAAGUUGGAUGUGGUAUGUAAAGUUAGUACUGGCUGCAGGCUUGUUGUUUGAACAUGCUUGAACUAUGAAUUUCACGUGGCUCUUUCCUGUCUUACUCCGCUCCCAUUCUCCUUCUCAUUGUAACGGAUAGAACAAUGAAUAAUGUGGAUUUGCGUUCUCUAAGUCAUGUGACAAUGUAAUCAGUUUCCGUAAGGGCCAUUAAUGCUACAGCCCACAAUCAUGUCUUCCUCUUUUUGCUUG
This is a messenger RNA of Glycine soja, 1891 nucleotides long. RefSeq names its product multiple organellar RNA editing factor 1, mitochondrial-like. The transcript is spliced from 5 exons. The coding region runs from base 117 to 1505 and encodes 462 amino acids. The record is from RefSeq and is a predicted model, not a curated record. Lineage: Eukaryota; Viridiplantae; Streptophyta; Magnoliopsida; Fabales; Fabaceae. Gene Ontology annotation, cellular component: mitochondrion. Gene Ontology annotation, biological process: mitochondrial mRNA modification; cytidine to uridine editing.